This is a messenger RNA of Cloeon dipterum, 1149 nucleotides long. RefSeq names its product myosin-3-like. Lineage: Eukaryota; Metazoa; Arthropoda; Insecta; Ephemeroptera; Baetidae. The transcript is spliced from 2 exons. The coding region runs from base 495 to 1133 and encodes 212 amino acids. The record is from RefSeq and is a predicted model, not a curated record.
AAUAUCUUUCUUUUUUAAAGAAGAAAACACCGGAAAAUGGGAUUGAGUUAAAAUCAGAAUUGAUCGACGUAUAGCGCUAUGAAUUGUUGAGAAAUGUGUGGAUGCUAAGUUAGCAUGCUUAUCAAAUGGUGGGAACUGAUUCUCUACUUAAAAUCUGAUUUAAUUUCACAAAAAAGAGUUUCCCUCAAAAGUGUCACACACUGAUAAUAAUAGAUCUUGACGAGAAAAAUCGAAAUUUGUCAAGAAAAUAUGGCCAAGCACUGUAAAUGUUGUAUAACAUUGGUGAAAUUUUAAUUUAAAUUGUAGCAGUGUCCACUUUUGAUUAUUGAACUUUGUAGAACAAAUUGUAAAAACUAUGUAACAAUCAACUUUUAAUAAAUUCUUAUCAACUGCAACAAUGAGAUACUAUUAAAUGUUUCACACUCAUAUUUUAAUCUUUGUGUUGGACAUUACUAUUAUUGUCAGAAUAUCAAAAAUAAUUUUGGUGCACCAUCAUGAUCACCGAGUUAAUCCGCAAAAUUCUCGACGCAAUUUUUGGCAAUCCGCAGCUAUACGAGCAGCAAGAUGCGUUCGAGCGGCUGAAAUUUUCCAAGGUGCAGUGCGAGCGGGAGUUACACGCCACCAAAAAAGCUCUGGAUGAGCUAUCCUUGCGACUGAACAACGUCCAGCAGGCUUAUGAGGACGCUGUAGCCGAAAAUGCCCGGCUCGAUGCCCAGACUGACGAUUUGGAGGAGCAAAUCACGGCGCUGACGAAGGACUGUCAUGCCCUGAAAACCCGAUUGAAGGAGGCUCUCGAGGAAAGCCGUGCCGAAAUCGAAAAGAUUAAGAAAAUUUCGAGCCAGGAUGCGGAAAAGAACGCUCUGGAAAUGGAAAAACUCAGAACAAGCUUAAAAGAAGUGCAGCAACAGGCCCAGGAAGAUUUUGUUGCGAAGCAGCGACUCGCUGACGAAUUAGAAAUCGUUAGGACCAGCCUUAGAGAUCUUCAGAACAAUUGCAGCGUCUUAGCUGAGGAAAACUCUGUCCUAAAAAGGGAGGUUGGUGGAAAGAACGACAAAAUUUGCAUUCUUAAGGAGCAGCUAAAGGAGAAAGACAAAUUAGUGGCAGAAAAUAACUCAAAGGUUUUUGCAGAGUGAGUAUAUUAAUAUUGCC